Cololabis saira (Pacific saury) is the source of this 4635-nucleotide messenger RNA. It is a transcript of the gene prkaa1, whose product is annotated as protein kinase, AMP-activated, alpha 1 catalytic subunit. The transcript has 9 exons. Gene Ontology annotation, molecular function: ATP binding; protein serine/threonine kinase activity. NCBI's taxonomy places the organism in Eukaryota, Metazoa, Chordata, Actinopteri, Beloniformes, Belonidae. Gene Ontology annotation, cellular component: cytoplasm. Bases 82 to 1800 code for a protein of 572 amino acids. The record is from RefSeq and is a predicted model, not a curated record. Gene Ontology annotation, biological process: intracellular signal transduction; protein phosphorylation.
GCGGCUGCAGACUCAGACGCAUCCGUCUCUGUUGCAAGAAAAAGACAAAAAAAACACCCGCAGAAAGGCCACUGCGGGAAGAUGGCGACGGAAAAACAGAAACACGAAGGACGAGUUAAAAUAGGACAUUACAUUCUCGGGGACACUCUUGGAGUGGGGACGUUUGGAAAGGUUAAAGUGGGCCAGCAUGAGCUUACCAAGCACCAAGUAGCAGUGAAGAUCUUGAACAGGCAGAAGAUCCGCAGCUUGGACGUGGUGGGAAAGAUUCGGCGGGAGAUCCAGAACCUAAAGCUUUUCAGGCACCCUCAUAUAAUUAAACUGUAUCAGGUUAUUAGCACCCCUACAGAUAUCUUCAUGGUGAUGGAGUACGUCUCGGGCGGUGAACUCUUUGAUUACAUCUGCAAAAACGGAAAAUUGGACGAAAAGGAGAGUCGACGACUGUUCCAACAGAUCAUUUCAGCUGUAGACUACUGCCAUAGGCACAUGGUGGUACACCGAGACCUCAAGCCUGAGAAUGUGCUGCUCGAUGCACACAUGAAUGCCAAGAUUGCAGAUUUCGGUUUGUCGAACAUGAUGUCAGACGGAGAGUUCCUGAGGACAAGUUGUGGCUCUCCAAACUAUGCUGCUCCUGAGGUCAUCUCAGGAAGGUUAUAUGCUGGUCCAGAGGUGGAUAUAUGGAGUAGUGGCGUCAUUCUCUAUGCCUUGUUGUGUGGGACACUCCCCUUUGAUGAUGAUCACGUGCCAACACUUUUUAAAAAAAUCUGCGACGGGAUCUUUUUCACCCCGCAGUAUCUGAACCCUUCGGUAGUAAGCCUCCUUAAACACAUGCUGCAGGUGGACCCAAUGAAGAGAGCCACCAUCAAAGAGAUUCGAGAGGAUGACUGGUUCAAACAAGACCUACCCAAGUACUUGUUUCCCGAGGACCCCUCCUACAGCAACAACAUGAUAGAUGAUGAAGCCCUUAAGGAGGUUUGCGAGAAGUUUGAAUGCACAGAAGAGGAAGUCCUGACCUGCAUAUACAGUCGCAACCACCAGGAUCCGUUAGCCGUGGCCUACCACCUCAUCAUUGACAAUCGUCGCAUCAUGAAUGAAGCUAAGGAUUUCUACUUGGCGUCCAGCCCUCCGGACUCUUUUCUAGAGGACCAACACCUGACUACGUCUGGUGGAGCUGUGGCCAGCGUCAUCAAGCCCCACCCUGAGCGCGUCCCCUUUCUUUUGGCAGAGACUCCUCCGAGGCCUCGUCAUACACUGGAUGAACUGAACCCCCAGAAGUCCAAGCACCAGGGUGUUAGAAGGGCAAAGUGGCACCUAGGUAUUCGCAGUCAGAGCAGACCCAACGAUAUCAUGUCGGAAGUGUGCCGUGCCAUGAAACAGCUGGAUUAUGAGUGGAAGGUUGCGAAUCCUUAUUAUCUGCGUGUGAGAAGGAAGAAUCCGAUCACGGGCAUGCAAACCAAGAUGAGCCUUCAACUCUACCAAGUGGACAGUAGAACCUACCUCCUUGAUUUUCGUAGCAUAGAUGAUGAUAUGUUGGAGACAAAGUCUGGAACUGCUACUCCUCUGCGCUCUGGCUCUGUGGGGAACUACCGCACCACUAUUAAGAACGAUGUAGACGGAGCAGACGUUUCAGCCACGUCCAGCACUGUACAGCCCACCAAGACUGCUGAAGGCUCCUUGGCUUCAUCCUUGACGUCGUCCAUCGAGUCAUCAGGCGGAGACAGCACAACUGUCCCUCGACCGGGAAGCCACACCAUCGAGUUCUUUGAGAUGUGCGCAAAUCUGAUUAAACUACUUGCACGAUAGCUUGCAAAACAAUCAUAGCUCGCCUUUUCUCCUCUCUGAGUGUCUUUAUAGCAAUAAGCAUGCACCUGAUUCAUGGCUCAGUUCCUCCUGGCUGAGGAUGAAAAGAUUGUUACGUGGCACUGAUGCAGGUUGGUGUUCCCUGAGCUGAACGGAUCUGAGCUGACGGGGUCUGUAAGCGUUAAUGGAAAAGAAAAAUGACAAGCUACUAAACUAGCUAGGACAGAACGACAUUUAGGAAAGGGUCUUACAAUUUUUUGAUCAAUUUUUGAUAGCAGAUGUCCACCUCCCACCUGUAAACAUGUGCAGAAGUGAGGACAUUGAACAUCCAGUCCUGCAGACAGCAAGUCCCAUUUUCAGUGCCGAGAAUAAGGUGUUUUCACCUGCAGAGAAAUAAGGCACAGGUUGAGGUUGUCAACUGAGCGGCAGUCAUACAAGAAGCACUUUGGCACACAUUUCAUUUAUUUCCUGCUGCUCUUUUCUUUUUUUUUUUUCUCAGUGGGUAUCAGAAGUGGUGCAGACCAUCACAUUCAUCAGACUCAGAAGUGCAAUGACGCCUGUGUUUCUGUCAGGGACGAACGAAUGCUUCAUCACAUUUAUGUCUGGUUUUAUCUUUUGUUGAUCUUAAAUGUCAAAGACUAAGUAUAUUCAUGGUUUUAUCUUUGUUGUAAACAAUAGUUUGAAAUUGUCUGUCCCCCUACAUUUUUAUAUUUGAAGACGAGAAUAUAUUUAUCAGUGAAUUAAGUGGAUGGAGUGUUGGUUCUAAAAUAGUUUUUUUUUUCUUUUUUUCUUUUUUCUCGUAUUAAGUUCUAUUGCUGGAUGGUAUAUAUUUUCCUCUUUUUUUUAAAUAUUUUUACACUGUUUUUAAGUCAGUUUUUCUGCUUUGUUUUCUUCAAUCACAAUUAUUCUGAUACUUGAUUAUCUCUUUGUCUUUUCAGAUAAGUAUAGCCUGUUUUACCCUUUAAGACGUGUAUUGCCAUGACAGUCAAUGCUGAAAUGCAAAUACAUUAUUUUCAGUGUCACAUAUUUGAAAUCAAAAUAAAUUAAGGCGUAAUUAUAUAUAACAUAAAACACACAUUUUAUUGCUGUUUUUGGUGAAUAGGAUUAGGGUUCUAAAUGAAAUGCCUUUUGCCCAUGUUCAUUUCAUUAAUGCCAUUCCACCAUCUCGUUCGUGUACAGGGUUCAGUUUGAAAAUUAGUACCAACAGCUGCAUACAAAGCAUUGACAUUUCCUGUUGGCGGGUAUAUUAUGAGCCCAUAAUUUUAUUACUUUUGGGGAUUUUCUUUUCUUUUCAUUUACUCACACAUUCCUUUGAAGUUUGACCACAGUCAAAGGUUUCCAUGUUUAAUUUGAACCAAACGGGUGGAAAUGUGUUUUUUUUUUCUUUCUUUUUCUUAUCCAUAGAUGACUGAAAAAACAAAACAUUGAGAUUGUAAAUGUGGAGCAAAUUUAUAUUUGAUAACAAAAUGCCUGAACAUCCUUGAAAACUCAGUCUUAGUUGAGUUUGUAAGUAUGUGUCUCGUUUUCAUUCCUUGCCCACAGUCUUAAAGUUUAAGUUUGCUUGUUUUGUUGCCUUAUCAUUAUAAGUACUGUUUUCGUUUUUCGAGCAUAAAAUAUAAGACCGUGCUGGUUAAAAUUAUUUGGGGGGGGUGCAAUUUUAAAAGUAGGGUAAGCCAUUCUUUGCUGUUUUCUAACCCAUAACACUUUUUGUCACAUUUAGUGAAUAUCUCACCAUUGCGGACCAUUUUCUGAGUACACUUUAAAAAUAAGUAAAGUUAAAGUUCCCUUUGCUUCAUACACAGCCCUGGCUCUGAAAAAUGGAAACAGUGGUGGCUGCCCCCCCACCCCCCAAAAAAAACAAAACAACAGACAUUGCUCAGUUGACCGGGGUUAGGGUUUGUGCAUGGUAUGGAGUGUGUUUCCUCGGGGAGCAUCGUGAGGAAAUAUAAACAAAUAUCAGCAAAAGUGAUGUCAUUGGGAAAUUGCCUACCCUACCUUUAAAUGUAAAGAUCCAUAUUGUUGGUGUUCAUUCUAAAGUACUGUUAGUUAACAGAUGAUUAUUCAAAGCAUUUGGCAUUACAGGAAAACGAGGGAAGUCCUAACUGUAAAACUUUUGAACAUGUCGCCAAACUACCGAAGACCUCAAUAAUCGCUAGUUAACGAUGACAAUAGGAACGCCAAAGCAAACUUGCAGUAUAAAUUUAGUUUCUCAGUGUGUUAUAUUCAGUACAUUUAAAACUGGUUUUGAGGAACUUUGCACAUUCUUACUGAAAAUCAGAAACUUAAUGUUUUAUUUUGUUUUUAACAAAGAAGUUUCAGUGUUUGGAUUAUAGGUUUCCAGUGUUUAGCUCUCCCCAGAUUUAAACAAUUUACAAUUCUGAGGUAUAAUUUUACAAAAUCACUGACUGUAGCGAGUUGUGUUUUUCUUGAGCUGAAGGUAUGAACGGAUAUUUGACCUUUUAUGUCUCAGAUUUAAACUAAAGUUAUUAAAAUGAUAAAGACAAAACCUCUGUUUUUGGAGAGAUAUUGUCAAACUUAACAUAUUAUUUUUAAAGGGCAGUUGCAAGUGUCGACAACCAAAACUUGUCAUAGAUCAUAUGAGGGGUUUGGAAGGAAAUACGAAUGUGUGCAGGAACAUGAUUUUUCUUUUUUCUUUUUGCCAGCUCAUAGGAAAGUUUCCUGGAAGAUAUUCUGAUUGAUGGGUCUGAAUGGCUGGAAAGAAAUGUUUUAUUUUUGUUUGUUGUGAAAGAGGAAACUACGAGACCGAUCAGUGAAAAUCUGAAAGGAAAUAUUGAUUCAUUUGUAUACACAACUGCCUAAUAAACUGCUAAAUUGCAA